This is a messenger RNA of Panicum virgatum (switchgrass), 1754 nucleotides long. RefSeq names its product protein FIP1-like. Lineage: Eukaryota; Viridiplantae; Streptophyta; Magnoliopsida; Poales; Poaceae. The transcript has 14 exons. The record is from RefSeq and is a predicted model, not a curated record. The coding region runs from base 232 to 1299 and encodes 355 amino acids. Gene Ontology annotation, cellular component: late endosome; lysosomal membrane.
CAACAUCACACCGUGCCGCGUCGUCGUCUUCCUCCUCGGAGAGCAAAGUCGAAUGAAACGUAAGUUACCGGCCGCGCAGGUCAAUUCACCAGACGCGCUGUAAACACACCAGAGUUGCGAGCUAAGUCGGAUCCGAAAGUUGGAGGAGGGCGAGGAAAAGUAGAGCUCGGAGGCGAGGCUUGCAAGGUCUCCCCUGCGGCGCCGGCAGGGCAGCGGCCAGCGGGGGAGGCGAUGGCGCACGAGCGGGGCGGCGCGGCAUCCACCCCCGCGGCGGCACCAACCUCCGAGGAGGACGCGCUGUUCAUUGAUUUACUACAUGAAGCCCCCCUGUCUGGUCAUCGUGAACCUAGAAGCAUAGUUGGUGGCACCUUGUACUGUAUCUUGUUGGUAGGUCUUGCUUCUGUUGCCAUUUCAGCUCCAUGGAUAUUUCUCUUUGCACCAGACAUGAUCUCUCCAUUGCUAUGCAGCUCCAAUGUUAUCCUUCUAGUUCUUACAGGCAUUUUUCAACAAUACUGGGUUCACCAGGUCAGGAAAGUGAGAUUGCAGGGCUAUUAUGAGUUCAGCCAGAAACUGAAGCAUAUUGCUCGACUUCCAUUUGCUACUAUUGCUAGCGGGACUGCUCUGAUGCUCUUAAUCAUGGUCUGGCAACCUCUUGUACACAUUCUAUCAGUCUCACUGCUGCUGAGGAUUGCCAUUGUUGUUGAAGUCACGUGUGCUGGCUGUUUUAUGGGCUUAUACAUAUGGCAUAUCCACAGAUACAACUCUUUGGAUGGUCAGCCUGAUAUUUUGCGGUCAUUAUAUUCUGCACUCCAGCCAUCUAAUACUUUUGAAGAUCAAAGGUAUUAUGAUGCCCGUCUUUCUGAUCAGCAGAUGGCGUUACUUCAGUACCAAAGGGAGAAUAUUCAUUAUCUGAGUGAGGAGGUCCUCCGCUUGCAAGAAUGCUUAAGCAAAUACCAGAGAACUGAUGCUGGGACAACUCCUCAGGUUGAUCUUGCCCAUCUUUUAGCAUCUCGUGAUCAAGAACUUCGAGCGCUUACCGCUGAGAUGAAUCAAGUGCAUUCUGAACUUCAACUUGCCCGUGGUUUGAUUGAUGAAAAGGAGUCAGAGAUCCAGCGUAUUCGUGUGAGCAACAACCAAUAUGUCGAAGAAAAUGAUAGACUCAGAGCUAUUCUUGGUGAAUGGAGUGCUCGAGCAGCAAAGCUUGAACGAGCGUUGGAGGCCGAGCGAGCGUCAAACGUUGAAUUGCGGAAGAACAUUGCAAAGUUAAGAGGUCAUUUGUACAAAGAGCAGGAGGCCUGAUUCCCCCUUUCGUCAUUUGUACAAAGAGCAGGAGGCCUGAUUCCCCCUUUCUUAGGAGCAUGUACAUCUUCAGUAUAUUCUAGCUAGUUCCAGAGUUAAGAAUUUUACCUAGGCAGCUGACUAAAGUUAAUCAUCUCAUGGAAUAUGAGAAUCCCAGAUGAUCAACACAAGUUUUUGAUAGAAGAAGAGCAACUCUGUCUGGAUUUGCUCAAAUCGAAACUGAUUACAAGAUGGGACAAGACUGUCCGAUGAUGCAUAUGCAUCAGAGAGAAGAUGAAAGGAUCUCUUGUGAUAGUAGAAUGCGUAGUUGUAAAGGGUCUCAUGGGCUUGAUUAUGGGGAGUAUGGUUGGUUAGAGACUGCUGGGUUUGUUAUGUGGUUGUGUUUGCUCCAACGAAUCCUGUGACAACGAUAGACUUGCACGGACUGAGUUGUUAUGUGGUUGUCUUUGGUUGCC